AUGCCUCCACGAGUCCCGCCAGCAAAGCGCUAUACGAGGCGAAUUAUCGAGGAUGAAGAAAGUGAUGAGCUUCCAGAAGACGAGCAAUACGACGAGGACGAAGAAGAGCAAAUGGACGAUAUGGAUGAAGAUGAGGAUGAUGUAGACGAACUCGAUGAGGAUGAAGACGACUAUGCCUAUGAGACGCCUAAAAAGACGGGGCUCAAAAUAAAGCUCAACGUUAGUGCUCCAAAGGGCAAGUCGGGUGGUACAACAGUAUCAACGCCAGGAGAAACGCCGCCGUACGCAAUGCCGCGAAAGCGAGGGCGAAAGAGUCGUGUCAUUGCUGCUUCCGACGACGAAGCGGAGGAACAGGAGGAAGAGGAAGAUGCCGAGGCCGAUUUUGUUGCUUCAGUCCCCACUGCGCAACCAACACGGAUGACGGCACGUCAAGCUGCUCUCGCUGGUGGAGGUGGUCCAGUAGAGCACGUCUCUCUUGAGGAACCGCCCAAUCCUCGCAAGCGAAAAUGGACAGAAGAGGAGAUUGCAAUGCGCCGUGAAGAAGCGGCGAGAAAACGCAAGCUCAAGGGCGCACAACGACAAGAGGACGAGAAGCAAAUGAUCAUCAACCGUCUCAUCAACAAAGGCUCCGGUGGCAAACGAGGACGCUGGGCAAACAAGCAAGCGGCAAAGGAAAAGGAGAAAGAGCCUACACCCGAGGGGGAAGACGCGGGUGAAGAUGAAGGGGAGCCAACGGGUGCGGCUGGAGAGGGGACCGAAGCAGGCGAGGGCAACGAAACUACGAGCGGUGCAGAAGAAGAGGAGGAGAAUGGUCCAACGACGGGUGCUGGUGCUCCACAGCGUCCAGCGACGCGAGGGCGAGGCGGGUGGAGAGGUCGUGGUCGCCGGGGGAGAGGGGCGCGUCUACCUCCUCCACCAGUCAAGAUGCAUAUCCCUUAUAUGCGCUGGAUCAGCGGCAUGCGGGACAUUGUCGUUGAGGACGACAGCCUCAAGCCUGGGACUGAACCUUCAACAACGGCUGGAACAGUCGAUGAAUCCGGGUCUGCUGAAGAAAGGCCGGUGCCAAAGGAGAAGGAGCCGUACAUCUCUUUAUCUAUCCCGACCGAGCUACUCGCUGCAACGUCGAUCAGUGAUCCAGAACCUCCAUUGCCGGCAAAGGCAGCGUCAACAUGCGCUGUACAGGGAUGUAAUCAAGCGAGAAAGUACAAGCUUGUCGGAAGUCCUGAUCCAGAGGUCGGCGCAUGCGGCAUGGCGCAUCUCACCACAUUACAGAACUCGGUAUCCGUUAGUUGA
This is a messenger RNA of Serendipita indica DSM 11827, 1293 nucleotides long. The record is from the annotation of a GenBank genome assembly. Lineage: Eukaryota; Fungi; Basidiomycota; Agaricomycetes; Sebacinales; Serendipitaceae.